GUGCUUCACACCUGUAUUUCAAACAUGUAGAUAAAUAAAUUCAUUAUUGUAUUGUUCCGUUUGUUUCCAACAAGCUAGCGAUAGAACCGCAGUAUCAAACCAGACACUGAACUGUGUACAUGUGCGAACUGUUCUAAUCAAUAAUAUUUAGUAGUGUCUGAAAUGGAGGACAACGAACGCAAAAGUUUGAAAGCCCACACAAAAGUACACCCAAAAGAAAAAGCAAACUUUCUUUCUACUCUGUUCUUUUGUUGGGCUCUCCCGACCUUCGUCAAGGGCUGGAAGAAGGACCUAGACGAGGAUGACCUCUACGGCCCCCUCAAAGCGCACGAGUCCAAAGCCCUAGCCGACAGAAUGGGCCUCGUUUGGCUAAAGGAAAAAAACAAACACCGAAUUCCUUCAUUGGGAAAAGUGAUAAUCAAAGUGUUUUAUCGCGAAAUUCUCUUCUACGCCUGUUUCCUCAUGAUACAGGAGCUGGUUAUCAAGAUGGCGCAACCUUUACUCGUCGGAAAACUCCUCGAAUAUUACGCCCCCGAUCAGCAAAACAUGACGAAAAAUGUGGCUUACAUGUACGCCUCUGCGCUGAUUUUUUUCAUCUUUUCAAAUAUUUUCAUCCAACAUUCGUGCUUUUUGGGAAUGCAACACCUCGCCAUGAAGAUGCAAGUUGCUUGCCGAUCGCUCAUUUAUCGCAAAGCUUUGACGCUGAACAAAAACGCUUUGAUGAAAAGCACUGUGGGCCAGAUGGUUAAUCUAAUGUCCAGCGACGUGAGCAAGUUUAGCUACAUUUGUUUGCAUGUGCACCAAAUGAUUCUAGCACCGAUUCAGACUGUGAUUGUUCUGUAUCUGCUCUUUUCGACCGUAAACACGGCAGCAAUGGUCGGUGUUGGACUGCUCAUUGUUUUUAUCCCCAUACAAUUUUAUAUGGGCAAACUGACGUCGUUUUAUCGCCGCAGAACGGCCCAAAAGACCGACAACCGAAUUCGCCUAAUGAACGAGAUAAUCUGCGGCAUAAAAAUAAUAAAAAUGUUCACUUGGGAAAAACCGUUUUCGAAACUGGUUGAAAUGGCUCGAAGAUUGGAGCUUCACGAAAUUAAAGCAAACUCGUAUCUUCGCACGGUUUACCGCUCUGUUAAUGCGUGUCUCAUUCCUCUGUCGAUUUUUUUAUGCGUUUUGACCUACGUUUUGAGUGGUAACACCCUCCAAGCGCAGUUUGUGUUUGUUGUAACUUCGUUUUAUGGAACGUUACGUCAGACUUUAACGUUACAUUUCCCCCGGUGUAUUGCUCUCUUGGCGGAAAUCAAUGUUUCACUCGGACGAAUACAAAACUUCCUGCUAGCUGAAGAAACACAAAAAAUGAGUAAUGAACUGAGGACGGAUGAUGUGAGGGUUAUUUUAACUGAAGCUGGUGUCAAGUGGACUGACUCUUCGGAUUAUAGUUUGUCCGAUGUAUCGUUUUCUGUAAAUUGUGGCGAAUUGGUGGCUGUAAUUGGUCGGGUCGGAAGUGGCAAAAGCACCCUUUUGCAAGCGAUUCUUCGAGAAAUUGAUUUAUCUAAAGGAGAGUUGGUUGUGAGCGGAUCGGUUUCUUACGCUGCGCAAGAACCGUGGAUUUUCUCGUCCAGUAUCAGACAAAACAUACUGUUUGGCGAAAAAAUGAAUUUCGAAAGGUACAAGGAAGUGGUCAAGGUUUGCGCUUUGGAAAAAGACUUCAACUUGUUUCCUUACGGAGACAGGACUAUUGUAGGUGAAAAGGGGGUGAUGUUGAGCGGGGGUCAGAAAGCUCGAGUAAGUCUAGCGCGGGCUAUCUACAAAGACGCUGAUAUCUAUUUGUUAGAUGAUCCUCUAUCGGCAGUCGACACACACGUGGGAAAGCAACUCUUCGAUCAGUGUAUUUUGGGUUUUUUGAAAGACAAAGCCCGGAUUUUGGUAACACACCAAAUCCAAUACCUUGGUAAAGUUGACGAGAUUUAUUUGCUUGACCGGGGACAAGUCACUCUAAGGGGUACUUAUGACGAGCUUAAGAAACACAAAGACUUUGCCAAAUUGCUCGCCGAAGUCGAGCAAACACCGCACGAAGAUUGCGCUCAAGAAAAACAUUCUGUUGCGAUCGCAGAAACGUCCAAAUUACCCACUGAGGUAAAGGAACAGCGCAGUUCGGGCACAAUUUCGAAAAAAGUUUAUUUGCAUUAUUUUCGCGCGGGCGAUAGUCGCAUUUUCCCGUCUUUUGUAUUACUUACGUUUGUAGUAACGCAGAUUGCAUCAAGCUGUGUUGACUAUUUCCUCACUUUUUGGGUAAAUCUUGAGCAAAAACGGCUCGAAGGCACCGAGACUUUGUUUUUUACAACCAACACUCUUCUGUACAUGUAUGUGUUCCUAAUUGUUUCUCUCACGUUCAUGGUUUUAGUGAACUCAGUCUCUUUCGUUAAAUUCUCAAUGAACACUUGCAAGAAAUUGCACGAGAAAAUGUUUGCCCAAAUAUUGAAUGCCACGAUGAGGUUUUUCAAUACAAAUCCUUCGGGACGAGUUCUCAAUCGUUUUUCGAAAGACACGAGUCUGGUUGAUGAAAGUGUGCCGCCGUGUCUAUCAGACACCAUACAUGUUGCUUUAAAUGUAGUUGCUAUAACUAUAGUGAUCUCAUCGGUAAAUACAUGGAUUAUAAUACCAACAAUUCUCAUUUUCGGACUGUUCUAUGGCUACAAAACUAUAUUCCUGGCCACUAGCCGAAAUUUGAAACGAAUCGAAGGGACUGCCCGAAGUCCCAUGUUUUCACACCUGACGGCUUCACUACAAGGACUAGCAACAAUUCGAGCUUUCGACGCUGAAGACGUGUUGCGACACGAGUUCGACAACAUCCAGAACCAUCACAGCUCGGCUUUGUACAUGUACAUAGCCUGUAGCCGAACUUUUGCCUUUUGGUUGGACGUAAACUGUGUUAUUUAUGUCGCAAUCGUAAUUUUGAGUUUCCUAUUUAUUGGAACAGAAAAAUACGGCGGAAAUGUUGGUCUUGCCAUUACACAGUCAAUCGCUUUGACAGGAAUGUUGCAAAGAGGGAUCCGACAAUGGAGCGACUUACAAAACCAAAUGACUUCAGUCGAACGCAUCUUCGAGUACACUCAAGUGCCCUCUGAGCCAGACCACGGCAAAAAAAUCCCGCCUAAAGAUUGGCCCUCGGCCGGAAACAUCGAUUUUAACGACGUUUCAAUGAAAUAUUCUCUCGAUGGUCCUUACGUUCUCAAAAAUUUGAACUGUCGGAUCGCUUCAAGCGAAAAAAUCGGGAUUGUAGGUAGAACAGGCGCCGGGAAAUCGUCCCUAAUCUCGGCGUUGUUUCGCCUAGCCUUGACCGAAGGCAAAAUCACAAUCGACGGUGUCGAAACCAGCGAAAUCCCUCUAAAUCACUUGCGAUCAGCAAUUUCGAUAAUUCCCCAAGAAGCAGUGCUGUUUUCCGGCACUUUGCGCAAAAAUCUAGACCCGUUUGAUAAAUUCAGCGACGAAGAACUGUGGAAUGCUUUGGAUCAAGUUGAACUAAAGUCAGCCAUUUCGGAAUUAGCUGCCGGGCUUUCGAGCGCUGUUUCGGAAGAAGGGUCAAAUUUUAGUGUUGGAGAGAAACAGCUCUUGUGUCUGGCCAGAGCGAUUCUGCACCGAAACAAAAUUUUGAUUUUAGACGAAGCGACGGCCAAUGUUGAUUUGCAAACCGAUGAGUUGAUCCAGAAAACUAUAAGGAGGAAGUUUCGGGAUUGUACGGUUUUGACGAUCGCUCAUCGGUUGUUUACUGUCAUUGAUUCGGACAAAAUUCUUGUUUUGGAUAAUGGGAGUAUUGUAGAAAUGGACCAUCCACAUUUACUUUUGCAAAAUACCGACGGAGUUUUUUACAAUCUGGUCAAACAGACGGGAAGGGCUAUGGCGGAAAAUUUGACCAAAAUGGCCCAUGAAAACUACAUGAAACGCAUUUCUUGAAUGGAAAUUAUUCUAUAAUUAGGUGCAACAAGUCAUUUAGUUAAAUAUAGAAAAAUUCUAUACAUUGUUUAUUUUUUAUCAAAAGAUUUAGCUAUUUAUCACAUAGAUAAACAUGAUGCAGCACAUAAUUUGUUUGAAAUGUGAGUACUUGCGUAGGUACCGUUAUUAUUGUGAUGUCGUAACAUUUGCACAAUAUUGAAUAAAUUGUUAUGUAAAAAUAAUUGUUUUUAACAAAAACUAUUAUCCUUGAAUAAAAUAAAGGCCUGGUUCAAAAUAA
This is a messenger RNA of Tribolium castaneum (red flour beetle), 4228 nucleotides long. RefSeq names its product probable multidrug resistance-associated protein lethal(2)03659. The coding region runs from base 163 to 3951 and encodes 1262 amino acids. Gene Ontology annotation, molecular function: ATP hydrolysis activity; ATP binding; ABC-type transporter activity. The transcript is spliced from 9 exons. Gene Ontology annotation, biological process: transmembrane transport. Gene Ontology annotation, cellular component: membrane. The record is from RefSeq and is a predicted model, not a curated record. Lineage: Eukaryota; Metazoa; Arthropoda; Insecta; Coleoptera; Tenebrionidae.